Messenger RNA from Eutrema salsugineum, 1833 nucleotides. RefSeq lists its product as uncharacterized. NCBI's taxonomy places the organism in Eukaryota, Viridiplantae, Streptophyta, Magnoliopsida, Brassicales, Brassicaceae. The coding region runs from base 1 to 1833 and encodes 610 amino acids. The transcript is spliced from 6 exons. The record is from RefSeq and is a predicted model, not a curated record.
AUGGAAGACGGAGAAGCUUCAAAUACAGGCAUGGAAGAUGGAGAAGCUUCAAUUAACCUUUCGGAAAAACUACCAAAAAGGGUCCUCGGCGAUGGUUGCUACCCCGUUGGUGCUCGGUUGAACAUAUAUUCAAAGGCCAAUGUCAUUGGCCUCCUUGUCGAGGCGUUAAAGGGUACUGAAGAUCUUGAGAAGCUACUUCAUUCCCAGUUUGGGAAGUUAUUUCAUCUACUUGUUGCAACAUCUUGCAACAGCGCCAAACUAGUCCAUGCCCUUCUAUCACGACAACUUGUGACCACGAAGAAACACGAGAUUUGGUUCCUCUUUGGUGGACAGCCUCUGAGAUAUUCGAUACGGGAGUUUAAGGAAAUCACUGGAUUGAAUUGCAAUCCUGAACCUGAUAACACAGAAGAAGAAGAUGUCGGAAAGACAAGAAUCUGGAAAGACCUGUUCGGAAUAACGACCGCUAUGAACGUGUUUGAUGUGCUUGAAAUGCUAAAGGACCCGGAUCUACCCCAAUGGAAACGGCUUCCAUUGGCCUUAAUCGUUCUUGUCGACGGUGUUCUGUUUUGCAAUAGCAAAAAUCUGGCCCUCACCGAGAAAUACGUUGAGAUGCUGAGUGACUUGGAUAGGUUCAUGCUGUAUCCAUGGGGGAGGGUAUCCUUUAACAAAACAGUAUCUCGUUUUCAAGCUCCGAAGACAAUCACGGAUGCCGAGAAAAGGGAGAAUCUUUUAACACGAUUGCGUCGUCAACUUAAACAGAAAAUCAGUGCAUGCUAUGGAUUCCCUCUAUCACUACAACUCAUGGCCCUCCAAUCUAUACCAAUGUUGGUUUCCAAGAUUCCUCAACCUGAUAACUUGAAGACUUUCGUUGAAGAUCCCGAAGGUUGUCAAAACGUUAUCACACUAUUGCAUCUUGGGGACAUACUUGCCGUGGAAUCCGACCCUCUGUUGUCUGUGAAACAGAUGGUAGUGGAUGAUGCUGACAAUGACGAACAUAAUGAAUUGCGUUGGGGAGAUUUCAUGCAGGAACUCAUGGCCGAGGGGUACAAAUUCACACCUUCGGAUUUUGCAGUGGCACCAGCACCUAUCGUAGAUCUUAGUGAUGCAGAGGACGAGAGGAAAAGAGGCAGGGGCAAGAACUCUUCUAAUCUAUCGGAAGAUGAAACCCCUGAAAGUGGACAAAUUGAAGAUCUUAAAAGAUGGAUACUAAGUCAGAAUGAAUUGCUCCUUCGUAAGAUUAAGACAGAGUUGGACAAGAGAUUGGGUGUAUACCAACAGGUUGAAGAAGAUGACGAUGAUGAAGAUGAAGACAAAGCCGAAGAUGGAGGUGAAGAAGGAGGUGAUGAUGGUGCACAGUCUAGCGUACGCCAUGAUGAUGGUGUACACCCCCAAGAUGGUGUACACCAGAAAGAAAGAGAUGAUGAAGAAGGGACCUCUACUUACUACGGCGGGGACCAUUAUUCUCCCAGGGACCAUGCGUACUUGAAGACUCUAGAAGCUCCGACGAAGACCCCUGAACCUGAACAAGCCAAUUCAGGAACAACUCGUCCACCUCCUUACUUCGUCAAUCCGGAUGAAGAUCCACCUUCUGACCUCAACAAGGCUGUGGCUAAGGAGGAGGACUCAAAUGCGGGGAAAGAUUACCAUACUGCACCUAAGGAUGCAAGUGAUGCUUCGCAGAAGACCCCUUGUACUCCAAAACCCCCACAAGAAGUGGAGGGAUCGUCUGGUGUAAAGAGAAAAAGUAGAGGAACAGGAAGAGGAGGAAGAGGAAUCGAUGAUGAGCAUCCGAUUCCGCAUGUUCAUACACAAAAUGACAUGCUGAAUCUUUGA